Molecule: messenger RNA, 3198 nt
Organism: Gadus morhua (Atlantic cod)
Lineage: Eukaryota; Metazoa; Chordata; Actinopteri; Gadiformes; Gadidae
Gene: nr4a2a
Product: nuclear receptor subfamily 4, group A, member 2a
Exons: 8
Coding region: 271-2091 (606 amino acids)
Biological process (GO): dopaminergic neuron differentiation; regulation of transcription by RNA polymerase II; cellular response to corticotropin-releasing hormone stimulus
Cellular component (GO): transcription regulator complex; nucleus
Molecular function (GO): RNA polymerase II cis-regulatory region sequence-specific DNA binding; nuclear receptor activity; zinc ion binding
Source: RefSeq, a predicted model, not a curated record
CUGAGCGGCUAGUCGAUCCCUGUGUCGCUCAGUGCUCGGAGAGUUACGCGAGUUCACCCUGGCAUCUUUCUGCAACCCGAACCCGAGAUUUUGGAGCUUUUACUGUUUACUGAAUGCUCUCUACAUGCCUAUUGCAUGGAUUGAAGACCAGCGUCUCUUCUGAAGGAGGGGAAGACUCCAGAACUGUCGCUUUCUUGAAUCCUGACCCCCGUUGCUUCUGACAUUCCCAAUUUCCAGUGCAACCGACACGCUCUCCAAAAAACUUGAGCCAUGCCCUGCGUUCAGGCUCAGUAUGGAUCUUCACCCCAAGGCGCCAGCCCCGCUUCCCAGAGCUACAGCUACCAUGCCGCCGGAGAAUACAGCUGCGACUUCCUAACCCCCGAGUUCGUGAAGUUUAGCAUGGACUUGACCAACACUGAGAUCACAGCUACCACGUCUCUACCCAGCUUCAGCACGUUCAUGGACAACUACAACACCGCAGGCUACGACGUCAAGCCGCCCUGCCUCUACCAGAUGCCGCAUUCUGCAGAGCAGUCGGCCAUCAAGGUGGAGGAGGUCCAGAUGCACAGCUACCACCACCACCAGCACCACCAGCAGAGCCACCUGCCGCCCCAGUCGGACGAGCUCAUGGCCCACUCCGGGCCCGUGUACUUCAAGCCCUCCUCGCCACACGCCCCCAGCACGCCAAACUUCCAGGUCCAACACAACCACAUGUGGGAGGACCCGGGCUCCCUGCACAGCUUCCACCAGAACUACGUCGCGGCCUCGCACAUGAUGGAGCAGCGGAAGAACCCGGUGUCGCGGCUCUCGCUCUUCUCCUUCAAGCAGUCCCCCCCCGGCACGCCCGUCUCCAGCUGUCAGAUGCGCUUCGACGGCCCGCUGCACGUGUCGAUGAACCACGACAACCCGGGAGCGCACCGGUCGCACAUGGACGGCCAGAGCUUCGCGGUGCCGAGCGCUAUAAGGAAACAGGCCGCGCUGGCCUUCCCGCACUCCCUGCAGCUGGGCCACGGACACCAGCUGAUGGACAGCCAGGUCCCGUCGCCCCCGUCCCGCGGAUCCCCGUCCAAUGAGGGGCUGUGCGCCGUGUGCGGGGACAACGCCGCGUGCCAACAUUACGGGGUUCGGACCUGCGAGGGCUGCAAAGGGUUCUUCAAGCGAACCGUUCAGAAAAACGCUAAAUAUGUCUGCUUAGCGAAUAAAAACUGUCCUGUUGACAAACGCCGGAGAAACCGCUGCCAGUACUGCCGCUUCCAGAAGUGCCUCGUUGUGGGGAUGGUGAAAGAAGUUGUGCGGACGGCCAACCUCAAGGGCCGGAGAGGCCGCCUGCCGUCCAAACCCAAGAGCCCCCAGGAGCCUUCCCCCCCCUCGCCGCCCGUCAGCCUCAUCAGCGCGCUGGUCAGGGCGCACGUUGACUCGAACCCUUCCAUGUCGGCCCUGGACUAUUCUCGGUUCCAAGCCAACCCGGACUACCACCUGAGCGGGGACGACACCCAGCACGUCCAGCAGUUCUACGACCUGCUCACGGGCUCCAUGGAGAUCAUCCGCGGCUGGGCCGAGAAGAUCCCCGGCUUCUCAGACCUCACCAAACCAGACCAGGACCUGCUCUUCGAGUCGGCCUUCCUGGAGCUCUUCGUGCUGCGGCUGGCCUACAGGUCCAACCCGGUGGAGGGGAAGCUGAUCUUCUGCAACGGGGUGGUGCUGCACCGGCUGCAGUGCGUCCGGGGCUUCGGCGAGUGGGUGGACGCCAUCGUGGAGUUCUCCUCCAACCUACAGAGCAUGAACAUCGACAUCUCCGCCUUCUCCUGCAUCGCGGCGCUCGCCAUGGUUACAGAGCGACACGGUCUCAAGGAACCCAAGAGGGUGGAAGAUCUCCAGAACAAGAUCGUGAACUGUCUCAAAGACCAAGUGACAUUUAAUGGCGGUGGAUUGAAUCGUCCGAACUACUUGUCAAAACUGUUGGGGAAACUCCCGGAACUGCGCACACUAUGUACUCAAGGUCUGCAGCGUAUCUUUUACUUAAAGCUUGAAGACCUGGUCCCCCCGCCGGCGAUCAUUGACAAACUUUUCCUUGACACACUACCUUUCUGAGCCAUCCGGCACUUAGGCGGCAUAAUGCCGAGACUUCAACGAACUUCCAAAGACUGUUUGGGUCAGCUUGACAGAUUUCUAAAACAUGGCUUAUUCUGAAUAUUUGCAGCUUUGUAGAGACAACCACUACCGUAUUAAGCGUAAGGAUCCAUAAAAAACAAAGAGGAUGGAAUGACAUGACGAAUCCUAUUAGAUUUUCCGUGUAUUCCCUCUAAAUUAUCGUGAGUGCGUAAUGAAGGAAACGGGGGAGGGGGGGCUCUUUCUCCGAUGGACCUUUUGUCCCCCCAAAAAAACUCAAUCCGGUCUUACUUUAUUUAGCCUAGGCCUACUGUUGGUUUAUUAUCAGCUCCACUGAUCCAUUAUAGUCAGAUGUAAUAUAUUCAUUCACAUUUAUAUAUACACAUACUGUAUAUUGCGAUAGAUUAUGUGAUGCGACCCAUGCAUCAAUUUAUAACGUGUAUAAAGUUUGUAAUAAUGACAAAAAAAACUUUUUUUCAUUUUCUUUUCAUGACUGGUGCCUGUGUGUUUUUGUCAGGACGCCCGGUGUGGAAGUCUUCAGAAAUGACGCAUGUGGUAGUUUGAUAGGCACUUGGAGAGGUGGUGUCUAUACACAUUAUAUUCCGGACACUAUGUAGUCUCAUAGAUUUGAUACAGAUUCGUAGUACUGGCACACCUUUUAUGUAAAACGCGUAUGUGGAGUUGAUCUCAUCUGUAUAGAAAAAGAGGGAGCCAUGAUGUUUGUAAAGCUGUCAGACAUUCCUUGUUUGUAUGUGUUGUAAGUAUUGUUGCUGUUGAAUAUAAACGUUUCUAUAUAUUUAUUAUUUAUAUUGCCAAAAGCUACGUUAAGCAUGGUGCAAUUUAAAACGAUUUAAACCCACCCAGUUCAUGCUGAGCACGUUGUCUAUGUUUUAUGUCUUAUAGACGUCGAGGGGAUUAUAAUUUUCCGAUUUGGAGAGCGUCAUAUUUCAUAACUUCAUGAGUGUGAUGGGCCUACAUCUUUGCCAUGACGCUGUAUUAAAACGAUUACAACGCAUUUGGUGCCGAAAUCCGAAAAGUUUAGAGAUAAAGAAAUAUUUAAUGUUUACAAAUAAAACUUUUAAAUCAGUA